AUGUCAGACGCUGGAGCGACUGAGCUCUAUCGCCAAGCCCAUGCAGAACUCGGCAGAGAACUUGCUGUGCUCUCAGCCAUCUUUGCCGACGAUGAGGAAGGAGCCUAUACGGGAGAACGCCAGCCGUCUACAAGUACCCGCAAGUUUCCAUCUUCCUUCACCACCCCAAGUGUUUCGCACCAAACUGGCUCCCGCAUAGCUGGUAUUGAGAACCACGAAGAGCAAGCCGAGUUGAAUAAUGAGGAGGAUGUUGCUGCAGGCUCGUUGUCCAUCUUCCGACCAAAAAGUUGGCUAAAGCGGUUGCUACGCGCCAGUGGUAGGAAAUCGCUGCAAGAGGUUGCAACUCAGACAAUUAUUACACCGCCUCGCAUCAGUGCUCUCCAGGCAUUGCCGGCUGAAUUGCACCUGAAAAUAUUCAGCAGACUUGAUGAGUGCGCAUCCGCAUGUCUCGGACUCACUUGUCACCGAUUCUAUCGGAUUCACCACUGCACUUUCCCUCGAACAAGCAUCAUGACCCGUGGAACAAUCACACACAUCCAAGACCUCGGCAUAAUCGGAAAGCUUGAGGUUCAUAGAUACGUCUAUCUCGUUCAGCUGUUGGUGGAGUGGCUUGGAGGAAAGAAGAAUCUGACAUGGGCCCAGAAGAGAGCUUUGCUGUAUGCUAAGGAUUUCCAGAGGAAGGAUAACAAGAGACAGGAGAAGCUCGAGGACAAUGCUAUCAACGAAGUGCUUCGUGCUGAUCCUAUUCUCGAUGAUAUGGUGUGGGAAGAGAGAUUGGGAAGAGUCAUGAUUUGA
Hyaloscypha bicolor E is the source of this 795-nucleotide messenger RNA. RefSeq lists its product as uncharacterized. Bases 1 to 795 code for a protein of 264 amino acids. The transcript has 2 exons. NCBI's taxonomy places the organism in Eukaryota, Fungi, Ascomycota, Leotiomycetes, Helotiales, Hyaloscyphaceae. Gene Ontology annotation, molecular function: protein binding. The record is from RefSeq and is a predicted model, not a curated record.